AUGGCGAGGUUUGGUGUAGAUCGAGUUUUGCCUCGAAUCUUCAAAUCCAGAUUCGAGACGAUAGGAGAUGAUUCGAGAUCUUUAAUUAGUGGGAAAGACUUGACGGAAUAUGAAGCAGAAGAAUCUCUUGAUUAUUUGUUGGAUGGUGCUGAUGAAGCUUUAAUUAGUGCUUUUUUUGUUCUUUUAAGAACUAAAGGUGAAACCUUUGAAGAAGUAGUCGGAUUGGCAAGGGCAAUGAUAAAGCAUUGCAGACAAGUGGAAGGCUUAAGCGACGUGGUUGAUAUUGUUGGAACAGGAGGGGAUGGUGCAAACACGGUGAAUAUCUCAACAGGUGCUUCAAUACUUGCUGCAGCUUGUGGUGCAAAAGUAGCCAAGCAAGGUAAUAGGUCGAGUUCAUCCGCUUGUGGGAGUGCAGAUGUAUUGGAAGCACUAGGCAUUGCCAUUGAGCUGGACCCUGAGGGGGUGAAAGAGUGUGUAACUCGAGCUGGAAUAGGUUUGAUGAUGGCUCCAAUAUAUCAUCCAGCGAUGAAGAUUGUCAGACCUAUCAGGAAAAAGCUUAAAGUAAAGACAGUGUUCAAUAUCUUGGGCCCUAUGUUGAACCCAUCAAGAGUGCCAUUUGCUGUAGUUGGAGUUUACAAAGAAGACCUGGUACAUUUUCAACUGUUGAAUUACACUAAUAUCACUUGUUCUAUGAAUGUAGCUUUAAGAAUCUUGUAGUCUUAAAUUAUGUGAAUUGAGGUGCUAAAUUUUCUGGUCUUAUCUUCAUUCUGCCCUUUGGUUCAUAGCUUUCUGACAUGUUUCAAUGUUAUUCUUUAUGUGUUGUGUACAUUCAUUUGGUGAAUGAAACAUCUCUUGUUGUCGGUCCACAAAAUGGCUAAAGCAGUCCAGAGAUUUGGCAUGAAAAAAGUAUUGGUUGUUCACUCAGAAGGCCCAGAUGAGAUGAGUCCUCUUGGCCCUGGAUUAGUCCUUGAUAUCACACUAGACAAUAUUGAGAAGUUCUCCUUUGAUCCAUCGGACUUUGCCAUCCCGCGUUGUACUCUAGAAAGCUUGCGAGGUGGAGGGGUCCAGAUUACAAUGCCGAGAUGCUCAAACGCGUGCUGUCCGGAGAAAAAGGGCCGAUUGCUGAUGCAUUUCAACUGCUCUCCUAGUAAGUGGACAUGUUAAGAAUCUGGCUGAAGGAGUUGCAUUAGCUCGUAAGACACUAGUCUCCGGCAAAGCGCUGAAGACACUUGAUCUAUGGGUAGAGGUUUCGAAUGAGGUGAAGGAAGCAGUACCUCAGGUCGCUUGAUUGAUCUUCUGCAUGAACUCAUUUAAAAUGCCAAACUGACCAUGUUAAGUGCAUUUGACCAGACAGAUAUAUUCUUACGGCUCAACUUCGCUGCUAAGUUAUCGUUAACAGAUUCAAAAUCAGAGAAAGAAUGGAAGGCACUACUCAACUUUCAAUUUUAGCUCGGAGAAGGAUCAGAGGAAAGGGUUUAAAAAAACUGUAGCUUUGGCUACUGAAAUUUGUAAAGCAGCUGUAGAUUUAUGUACCCAUUGCUUGUAAUACUCAUUAGUGACAAUGACCAAGCAAAAGAAUAACCAAGUGCAGAAAGAUGUUCCACAUUUGAUGUUCCCUCUUCACGAACUUGUACAAUCACUACAAAGAUUCUAUUAUCAAAGAAAUAAGGAAAGGGGUGACAUUUGGCACCAUGUA
Messenger RNA from Nicotiana tabacum (common tobacco), 1696 nucleotides. The record is from RefSeq and is a predicted model, not a curated record. Lineage: Eukaryota; Viridiplantae; Streptophyta; Magnoliopsida; Solanales; Solanaceae.